AUUAAAUUUUGGCGUUCACAUUUCUUUUUCGUUAACUGUACCUAAUAUUUACUUUUAAUACCUAAAGCUUCAUUUUUAACUGAUUUGUUUUUUAUUUUAGCCCCGAGGACGACGAAACUACGAAAACACUGAAAAAUUAAUAAGAUUAACUAUUAAGUUAAUAGCUUUUAAGAAAAAGAUGGGAAAUUGUAUAUUCUGUAAAAUUAUAAAUGAUAAUGAACAAACCGAACAAUAUGUACAACCAUUUAUAUCAGAAACCCAUAGGAACAGAACACGUGAACAAAACAAAUCACCAACUUCAAAUGAUAAGACGAGCAAUAAAAGGGAACAAAUAAAUAAAUUACCAACUUUAAAAGAUACAACCAGCAAUGAAGCUUCAAAAAACAUUUAUUCAAAAAAUAUAUGCACAAAUAUUAACAAUUUACCUCAAAAAGUCAAACAAACCCCAGAAAUGUUAACAAAAUUUCUGAAUUUAUUGUUUGAUGAAAGACUAUCAACAAAUGCUGUAGAAUUUCAUAAUUCAAAUAAGAUCUACACACUAAGUGAAUUAAAUGAAUAUUGUUUAGAAUACAGAAUGAUAACAAAUUUAUUUACGGAUACUAAUAAACGAUGUUACAGAAUACAGAAAAUUGAAAAAAUUUUUAAUCCUUACCUGUUAUUGCAGUACAGAAUGAAACAUUUGGAAUAUGUAGCCAAGAAAAAAAUAAUGAACGAGAGAAAUAUGUUUCACGGUACUUUAAAGACAAAUAUAGACAACAUAUGUCGAAAUAAUUUUAAUUGGAGGUUGCACGGUAGACAUCUUGGAAUACGAAAUGGCCAAGGAGUGAAUUUUACGUCUGUUGCCUACUUUGCCACACAUUAUUCAGACACAGGAUUUGAUAAAGUGAUGAUAAUUGCCAACGUUUUAGUUGGGAAGAGUUGUCAGGGAUCAGCGGGCGUUUCGGUACCCCCUGGCGAUUGUGACACUACGACAGAUCACCGCCAACCCCCACAAGUGUUUGUCAAAACCGUAAGUAACACAGGGAGAAGCACUAACCAUACUAAUCUGGGAUCAGUCAGCUACCCCAGUGAAGACUCCACGCAAAAUUUUUUUCCAAAAAAAAAGCUUGGAGAAUGGAAACAGAUGGUGACAAAACAGAUCGCCAACAGUCCAGCCAAAUCCGCAUCUGCUGAGAGCAGGGCGAGAAGCAACUCCGAACCAUCGGCUAAACAAAAGCUCGGCGAACUAGAAUUAACCACGAAAAAAGAAAGCUUGGAAAAAGCCAACAGCGCCACAGAAGACCCAAGCAGCAAAGAACCCAAAAGUAAGGAGAACACACUCAAAACUAAAACGGACUCCGAGGCGAGCCGCAAAAGUAAAGAGAAAGACAACAUAUUCUCGAAAGUAAGGAGAAAAAGUAUAGAGAACACUGACGUGUUCGGCGAAAGUAAGGAGAAAGCUGAUUUCUUAAAAACCGGAGACCAAGGCAGAAAAAGUUCGGAGAAUUUAAAUUCUGGAGCAUAUAGCGACAGCACCGAACCGCAAGAAAGUGCUGAGACCACGGACAGCAUAAAAUCAAGUGAUUCAUCCAACGGCAGCUUAGAGAGAAGCGAUAUAAUACGAGGCGAUCCAAAUGAAAGCUUGGAGAAUCUCAUAAAUGAUCUGGAAGGCACGAAUGAGGACUCCAACAGCCCGGAUAAUUUGAACGAAACCGUCCUAGAGAUGGACCAGGAUGAAUCAGGGGACGAAUCCCCAAAAAAACAAAAAAAAAAAUAA
Molecule: messenger RNA, 1756 nt
Organism: Psylliodes chrysocephalus
Lineage: Eukaryota; Metazoa; Arthropoda; Insecta; Coleoptera; Chrysomelidae
Source: the annotation of a GenBank genome assembly